Molecule: messenger RNA, 1704 nt
Organism: Puma concolor (puma)
Lineage: Eukaryota; Metazoa; Chordata; Mammalia; Carnivora; Felidae
Source: RefSeq, a predicted model, not a curated record
AUGGCGGCCUUCCAUGGAACGCCCCAGAGGUGCAGGCUGGUGAUCCCCCAGCAGAAAGGCAUUGGAGGUGUCUGGAGGAGGGGUCCAGACACCCCUGGGUCUCCUGUCACUGCCCUGAGCCCGGUUCCUCUGUGCAAGAAGGGGCUGACCCAGGGCUCCAGUGUCAGCUGGGGUGGAGUGCCCACUGUGGAGGGAUCCCUGGAGGGCUGGUGGCCCCCUGCCAUCCAGACCCAGGAGGCCAAGCCAGGCAAGCCUUCCCUCCAAGGUCUCUGCAUGCAAAGACCACAGCUUCGAGGGGGAGCAGGAGCUGCCUCUGCGGGGCCCCCACCCCACUCCCACAGCCCAGGCCCCCGCUCUGUGUCCUCGAAGGACAAGAGAAGACGUUGCCGGCUUCUGCGGGGCCUGGAGAAGGGGGCCAGCAGGGCGGGGGCCACAGAGCGCUUCCUCAAGAAGGCUGAGGGUCCUUCCCCGAGGGCAGAGAACACUGACGUUGGCCUGCAUGCCACCGGUCAGCCCACGAGCCGAGCUCUCCUCCCAUCCACCGCCCACCUGCUCUGCCAGCCCCCUGGGAUGCUCAUGGCCCAGAUGUCCGUGCAGGCCGGGGUGCUGGAGAGCCAGGCCCAGAUCACAGGACACUUUCUGGGGAAGAAAGACCACACAGGGGUGAGGCACAUGGUUGGGCUUUCUGGAAACUUUGAGGUUCUCAGGACUGUGGGGUCCUUGGCCAUCGGGCCCCAGUACUCAUCCCUGGGCACUCAGCCCAUCCUGUGUGCCAGCAUCCCGGGCCUGGUGCCCAAGCAGCUGCGGUUCUGCCGGAACUACGUGGAGAUCAUGCCCAGCGUGGCGGAGGGCAUCAAGAUAAGCAUUCAGGAGUGCCAGCACCAGUUCCGCGGCCGCCGCUGGAACUGCACCACCGUCAACAACAGCCUGGCCAUCUUCGGCCCCGUGCUGGACAAAGCCACCCGGGAGUCCGCCUUUGUGCAUGCCAUUGCCUCUGCCGGUGUGGCCUUUGCCGUGACACGCUCCUGUGCUGAGGGCUCCGCCACCAUCUGUGGCUGCAGCAGCCGCCACCAGGGCUCCCCGGGUGAGGGCUGGAAGUGGGGCGGCUGCAGCGAGGACAUCGAGUUCGGUGGCAUGGUGUCUCGGGAGUUUGCAGACGCACGGGAGAACCGGCCAGAUGCCCGCUCUGCAAUGAACCGCCACAACAAUGAGGCUGGACGCCAGGCCAUCGCCAGCCACAUGCACCUCAAGUGCAAAUGUCACGGGCUGUCGGGCAGCUGCGAGGUGAAGACCUGCUGGUGGUCGCAGCCCGACUUCCGCGCCAUUGGCGACUUCCUCAAAGACAAGUACGACAGCGCCUCGGAGAUGGUGGUGGAGAAGCACCGCGAGUCGCGCGGGUGGGUGGAGACCCUGCGGCCGCGCUACACCUACUUCAAGGUGCCCACGGACCGCGACCUAGUCUACUACGAGGCCUCGCCCAACUUCUGCGAGCCCAACCCCGAGACCGGCUCAUUCGGUACCCGCGACCGCACCUGCAACGUGAGCUCGCACGGCAUCGACGGCUGCGACCUGCUGUGCUGCGGCCGCGGCCACAACGCGCGCACUGAGCGGCGCCGCGAGAAGUGCCACUGCGUCUUCCACUGGUGUUGCUAUGUGAGCUGCCAGGAGUGCUCGCGUGUCUACGACGUGCACACCUGCAAGUAG